Ceratina calcarata is the source of this 840-nucleotide messenger RNA. RefSeq names its product mitochondrial ribosomal protein L17 (gene mRpL17). Gene Ontology annotation, cellular component: ribosome; mitochondrial large ribosomal subunit. Bases 230 to 772 code for a protein of 180 amino acids. Gene Ontology annotation, biological process: translation. The record is from RefSeq and is a predicted model, not a curated record. Gene Ontology annotation, molecular function: structural constituent of ribosome. The transcript is spliced from 3 exons. NCBI's taxonomy places the organism in Eukaryota, Metazoa, Arthropoda, Insecta, Hymenoptera, Apidae.
ACAGCUUGUGUACGCAUCUGUAUAUUCGGAUGACAAUAAUGUACUACAAUCAUACAAUGUACUAUUCGGUCUUACGCGUCUUACGACUCGUGAAUCACGAGUGUUACUAAAUGUGCAUAUCAGAUUCGUUUAAAGUUAUUUGUUCACUGAAUGAUCGGAUGAAAUCUGAUAACAUUCGACGAGGAAAAUCUAUUCAAAUCUCUCGACUCUUUACUUAAAUCUACGAAAAAUGAAUCAGGCGAACGUCGAGCAUCUAGUGUCUAGGUUACGAUAUGGUUUUCGACCUGAGGCACGUAAAUUAAAAAAUUUCGACGGACCAGAAGGAAGAAUAAGGAAGAUACAAAAGACGUUGACUGCUGUUCUUAAAUACGAAAGGAUCGAAUUGAAUUAUGCAAGAGCCGACGAAACUCGAGGUUAUGUCGAACGAUUGAUAUCCGAAGCAUUGCGUUAUGGCCCUGAACACAAAGAAACUAUGGAGCUCGCCUCAUUUUGGAUAAAGGAGAAACAACUUGUUCACAAGCUUUUUAAAGUGCUCGUACCAAGAUACAAAGAUUAUACUACUUCUUAUACGAAGCUGCACAAUGCACCAAUGAUCUAUCCUGGAUAUGCAUAUAAAAGAGCUGUUUUAGAAUUGAAAGGGAAUGUGUAUCCUAGCAUCGAACAAGUGAAUCCACAUCAGCAUGAUUUAAUUCACAAUAUGCUGCUUGAUGCAGCUAGGAAGGAAUACAGAAUGGAGAAGUACAAGGAGAUAGCUGAGAAUAUUAAGUUCUAAGACACGUCGUGUAAAUGCUUUAUUAUUUAGUAUGUAUAAUAAAACUUUAUAAACUUAUUGUUUCGUUA